Ilyonectria robusta is the source of this 1199-nucleotide messenger RNA. Its product is annotated as replication fork protection component Swi3-domain-containing protein. NCBI's taxonomy places the organism in Eukaryota, Fungi, Ascomycota, Sordariomycetes, Hypocreales, Nectriaceae. Gene Ontology annotation, cellular component: replication fork protection complex; nucleus. The coding region runs from base 116 to 1018 and encodes 300 amino acids. Gene Ontology annotation, biological process: DNA replication checkpoint signaling; replication fork processing; DNA damage response. The transcript is spliced from 3 exons. Gene Ontology annotation, molecular function: DNA binding. The record is from RefSeq and is a predicted model, not a curated record.
CGCCAUCGCGCAGGCGCGUCUAGCGAGAUACUGCGGGACACUCAAGUGUCGAAAGAGCAGCGCCAGAACGUCCAUUUGAAGUACUAACACAUUGCCAACAACUACGAUACCAGCAAUGCCUUCCGCACUCAGCUCAGGCCUCGCAGCCGCGGAAAGACAUGAUGACCUAGACAAUUACGACGCCGACAACUUCUCCGACGAUCCUUUCGGGUCACCACCCCCAACCGCAUCUACGAAGAAACGAAAGGAGCCCGAGUCUGGCCUUGGAAUUGACAAGGAGGUCUCUGUGCAGAAGCGAGCACGAGUCCCCAACGUCAAGCUUGACGAGGAGAGGUUGCUCAGCGAAAAUGGCAUCCCCAAGUUAAGGACCAGGGCCCGCGACCUCAAGAUCAAGGGCAAGGGCCACGAAUUUUCCGACGCCGGUCGCUUGCUAUCCUUCUACCAACUUUGGCUGGAUGACCUCUUCCCCAAGGCCAAGUUCCUCGACGCCCUCGGUAUGGUGGAGAAGGCAGGACACAAAAAGCGAAUCAUGAUCGCACGAAACGACUUCAUCAACGAAGGGAAGCCCAAGGACGCAGAGGACAGGGAGCAAGACGAGGAUGAUGACGCCACGGGCCUCAUUGCAGGUCUCGGAGACUCUGACCGAGGUACCGCAGCAGCCGCAGCAACGCAAAGGCCGAAAACACCAGCGAGAGAUCCCGAUAUCCCCGAUGAUGACGAUCUCUAUGAUGCAACCCCACGGGCUUCUCGGCCAAUAGUCCCUAUCCUUAACGAUCAACCUGAAGAAGACGACAUGGAGGCCUUGAUUGCCGAAGCCGAGGGCCAAGAUCGAGCAAGGAAUGCGAAGCCGGCGGGGCUAGAGCCAGACGAGGAUGAUUUGGAUGCACUGAUGGCUGAAGCCGAAGGACAAGACCAACCACGGCAAGCUGCGCCAGAGACGAGGAGCAGUGGAGAAAAUAUGAGCAACGAUUUCGACGAUGACGAGGCUGCUCUACAAGAGAUGGAAGGACUAUGGUAAUCAACUAAAGAAAGGAUCGUGUACCAUACAUACAUGCGUGGCGUUUGGCGUUAGUAGAAAAGUCUUGCGUGUUGCCACUCUUACAAAUUAGGUGUUCACUAUCACGACUAUAGAAUAGGCGCGCAUGUCACAGACAGGGUAGUUUGCGUGAAAAUAUUCUUUGAAUCAAGAUCAACAUGCU